GGCAGUGCGGCGGACGGGCGCGGGCGGCCCGGGGGGCCAGCUAUUAAUACCGCGGCCGCCCAGCCCGGGUCGCGCAGCCAUGGCCAGCCCGGAGCCCCGGCGCGGCGGGGACGGCGCCGCCCAGGCCACGAGGAACACAAGAGCAGAGGCCACUUCUCUUCAAGAGGAGAACUCUGAAUCCCCAUAUGAGGUGGGGACCUGGAACCCAGAAGUUACUCUGUCUUUGGAAGGGACCUUGAACUUAGAGGAUAUUCUCUACCUAGGGGACACAGGUGACUUUGAUGUGGCUAUGUAUGUGGAAGAGACCGAGAAGCCUGAGGAGACGCUGCAUAUUGAGGAGACCAGGACGCCUGAUGAGGCCCUGUAUGUGGAGGAGCCAGGAAAGCCAGAGGAGAUGCUAUAUGUGGAAGAGCCCGUGAAGCCGGGGAAGACUACAAGCCCAGAGCAGAUGGUUUAUGGGGGAGAGACAGUCCCGAGCGAGGAGAAACCUAACCCCGAGGAGAGCCUCAGAGCUGGGCCGAGUCCCAGCACAGAGGAGAGCCUGAGCACAGAGGACCUGGAAUUGCUGGAGGAGCGUUUCCAGCAGUGUGUCCAAGCCGUGGCCCAGCUGGAAGAGGAGAGGGAUCAGCUCAUCCAUGAGCUUGUGUUGCUCCGGGAACCAGCCCUGCAGGAGGUGCAACGGGUCCACCACGACAUCCUGGCUGCCUACAAACUGCACGCCCAGGCAGAGCUGGAGAGGGAUGGGCUGAGGGAGGAGAUCCGGCUGGUCAAGCAGAAGCUGUUCAAGGUGACGAAGGAAUGUGUGUCCCACCAAUAUCAGCUGGAGUGCCGCCGGCAGGACGUGGCCCAGUGUGCCGAGUUCCGGGAAGUGCUGACCGCCCGGGCAGCCCAGCUCUCGGAGGAAUUAGCCCAGCUUCGGGACGUCUAUCAGAAGCAAAAGGAGCAGUUACGGCAACAACUAGAAGCACCUCCAAGCCAGAGGGAUGGGCGCUUUCUCCAGGAGAGCCGGCAGCUCUCUGCCCAGUUCGAGAACCUCAUGGCAGAGAGCCGCCAGGGCCUGGAGCGGGAGUAUGAGCCUCAGCUGCUGCGGCUCCUAGAGAGGAAAGAAGCUGCGGCCAAAGCUCUGCAGAAAACCCAGGCCGAGAUCCGGGAGAUGAAGGAGGCUCUGCGACCCCUGCAAGCAGAGGCCCUUCAGCUCCACCUGCAAAACAGGAGUCUGGAGGACCAGACCACCCUUGUGAGGCAAAAACGAGACGAUGAGGUGCAGCAGUACAGGGAACAGCUGGAGGAAAUGGAGGAACGACAGAGGCAGCUAAGAAGCGGGGUGCAACUCCAGCAACAGAGGAACAAAGAGAUGGAGCAGCUAAGGAUCAGCCUUGCUGAAGAGCUCUCAACAUACAAGGGCUGUUUAGAAACAUAUGGCCGAAUCUGUAACCAAGAAACAACAAAAAAAACUUCUUAGCAAAGGAUCACUAAGUACCCUCUGGACAUACUUUUUUCUAAACAGAGAAGGGAGUGCCAGGGAUUUGGCAAGCAGUUCACUCUGGGAAAGUUACAAAUACUGGCUGACCUGUUUAAAAAGAUUCUAGGGCUGGCUGGAGGCAGAAUACUAUCAGUCAACUCUUAGCUGGAUUCUAUUUCAUAGGCUGCUGGUACUGAUUUCAAUGCACUGAGGAAUGGAAAAAUAAGUCUCCUGUCACCCAUCAGCAACCCUCCACACGCACAAAGUAAAGGAUGAAUGUAUGGACACACCUUGCUGUAUUGUGAAGAAUGUAUCUUGCCUUCUGUUGACCCAAAGCAGAAAGUUUUUCAGGAACACAGGUGGAGUAAAAAAGGAAGCCGAUUUUCCUUAUAUUCAAGUUGACCCCUGAACAAUGUGGGGGUUAAUCUGCAUAUAACUUAGUUGGCCCUCGGUAUCCGAGGUUCCUCCACAUCCACGGACUCAACCAACCACUGCAGGUAUAGUACUGUGGUAUUUACUACUGAAAAGUAUAAGUGGACCUGUGCAGUUCAAACCCACGUUGUUCAAGGUCAACUGUAUAUGGGUUUACAAUUUGAAUUCUUUUGUGCCAUGAGUGUUAGACUUUAACUGAAUCCCUUUACAAAGAUUACUUUUCUUUAAAUCUGUGCUGAUUCACGUAGAUUUACUCUUGUGUCAUGGUAAUUUUCACUAUACUCUAAAAGAACUAUUAACUUAGAAAAAAGAACCAAUCCAGAUUUCCCCAAAGAUGAUUUUGAUUUUUCACCUCAUGAAAAGGAUUUUGGGUCAGAAUGAUCUACUCAGUUAAAUUGGGUGAUUGAAGAACCGGACAUUUUACCUGGUUAUGGCACUUGGCUUUCAAGAGCCUAUUUUUCUAACCUCUAAGUACAGGUCCCAGUGAAAAGAAUACUGGGGAGAUUCAACCUCCCUAUGAGAAAAGGUCAAACACCUUUUCCAAAUUUAAAUUUUGCCUUAAAUUCUCUCUGCCACACUGCCUCUGACAUUCUUGAAACUUCAUGUAGUUCUCUAGAGAUAGACUUCAAAAAGAUGUUAUUUUAUCAAAGACUAAUCUGUGCACCUCUGAUUCAGUAUUUUAUGUCUUUCACUUUCCCUGGGAAGGAGUAAAGCUCUUUGCUAUA
Messenger RNA from Physeter macrocephalus (sperm whale), 2619 nucleotides. RefSeq names its product syncoilin, intermediate filament protein (gene SYNC). Bases 80 to 1462 code for a protein of 460 amino acids. Gene Ontology annotation, biological process: intermediate filament-based process. Gene Ontology annotation, cellular component: Z disc; sarcolemma; neuromuscular junction. The record is from RefSeq and is a predicted model, not a curated record. The transcript is spliced from 4 exons. Lineage: Eukaryota; Metazoa; Chordata; Mammalia; Artiodactyla; Physeteridae.